AUGUGGCUCGCUUCGGCCCAUCCACAUGAACCCCGAGGCACUGCCAAACUUCCCAGUCCCCUCAAAAUCAUUGAUGAUUCUAUUGAGGCUCUUGGUGGCCAAAAUGUUCUCCGUGGACUGAAAGGGGUUAUAUACGAAUCGGCAGACAUCUUCCAUACCAGCACUUUAAUGCAAAACUACAAGCUAUUCACGACCGAUCGCUAUAUUGUCAACUUGGGUUCUCAGAACCUGUCAUUCUCUUUCUCCGAAGAUGCUUUUCAACACAGGAUUGACAGGGUUUUUCAGCACUCAGACUACUUCUUCUUCGCCAAUCCAACUCUCCCGCCCGGUCACUUCUCACUUGUCAUGCAAAACGGAACGGAAAACGGGUAUGCUUGCUACAUCGAUGGAAACAAUAAUGCAUUCAUUGCACCUGAUCAAGUUGCUGGUUAUGCCGACUCUGCACUUACAGAGUAUCUGUUAUUCCAGGCCAACAAGUUUUCCCCCAAACUUCUCCUAGAUAUCCGAAGCCAUAAGCUUGCCACACAGAUUGUGGAGUUGAACAGAGUUGAGAAUCUUGCCGUCCACGACUUCGACCUUGAUAUCACCGUAAUCUUCGAUGCUUAUACACAUUACCCGAAAAUUAUAAGAUCAUUUGAAGAUCAUGCGAUAUUUGGAAAUACCACACAGGAUCUCGAACUCUCAAACUAUGCUGAGGUUUCGGGCAUUCAGUUUCCCCAUCGUCGAAUGGUGUUAUACAAUGGAAGCGCAAUUCUUGAAGACACAACCGUAUCGCGAGUUUCCGUAAACCCGACAUUCUCCCCAGGCUUUUUCGAUGGUCUCGCAGCGAACGAAACCGAAACUCGCUCAGCUCCCCCAAAGAGAAUUGCUGGGUAUACACAUGCGGAAAUUGGAGAAUACUGGUACAACACUUUCUGGGGAGGCGAGUACACGGGGACAUACAACAACCUGAGUGUCGUUCAGCCAGCCGCUGAUCUGCCCCGCGUUCACAAGUUGUUGUUCUUGGACCAGACAAAUUUGGAGCAGCUUGUGCUUGAGUUUGAUGAUUCUAUCAUUGUUUUCGAAGCACCUCCCCACCAGACUGAUUUGGUGAUCCAAUGGGUCAACGAGACGCUAAAGAGGCCUAUCACCCAUUUUUGGCCUUCGCAUCAUCACCAUGACCACAACUACGAAGUUCGCAAAUAUGUUGAGUUGGGUGCAAAAAUUAUUGUUCCCGAAGUCUCUGCGCCUUACUGGAAACAAAUCCCGAAUGCCAAGUUGAUAACUUUCAACGAAAACAAGCCUUACAUCCACUCGGACGGUAAAAUGCAAGCUCGCUUCUUGUGGAGGCCCGAGGCCGCUCACUCGGUUGAUUGGACCUAUUCCGUCAUCACAACUGCUUGUCCGUCAGCUAACAGCACGAUCUUGACUUAUGUUGCCGAUGCCUGGUCCACAGCCUUUCCGUACGAUAGUGCAUUCGCUAGAAGUUGGCUGGUACAAGCCAGUGCCGACGGAUUGAGUCGCAAUGCUUUGGCAGUUCCAGCACACGGCCAACCGACGCCGUUGGUAGAACUUAUUGAUGCAUUGGCAUUCGAUUACCCCGACCUUAAGACGACUGAUUUCAAGACGGGAGGAAACAUCUGCCUAAAAGCUCAUUAUUGA
This is a messenger RNA of Trichoderma harzianum CBS 226.95, 1641 nucleotides long. RefSeq lists its product as hypothetical. The transcript is spliced from 8 exons. Bases 1 to 1641 code for a protein of 546 amino acids. The record is from RefSeq and is a predicted model, not a curated record. NCBI's taxonomy places the organism in Eukaryota, Fungi, Ascomycota, Sordariomycetes, Hypocreales, Hypocreaceae.